This is a messenger RNA of Scleropages formosus (Asian bonytongue), 4082 nucleotides long. RefSeq names its product anoctamin 8b (gene ano8b). Gene Ontology annotation, biological process: chloride transmembrane transport. The record is from RefSeq and is a predicted model, not a curated record. Gene Ontology annotation, cellular component: plasma membrane. Gene Ontology annotation, molecular function: chloride channel activity. The transcript is spliced from 17 exons. Bases 264 to 3599 code for a protein of 1111 amino acids. NCBI's taxonomy places the organism in Eukaryota, Metazoa, Chordata, Actinopteri, Osteoglossiformes, Osteoglossidae.
UCGAAGCCGUGAGCGUGUGUGAGAGACAGUCUUUCCUCUCCUCUUUGUCCCUCCUACCAAGACUGGCUCCGGUGCGCUGCCGUCUAUCUGCAUGUACCCCUCUGCAAGCGGGAUGAACCACAACAACCUUCACCUCACUUCCACGUCCAUUUAACCCCCCAGUCCCCGCUCCGGCCGGCCGCGAUCUAUGCUGCCCUGACACACCGCACCCGGCUCUCCCUUGUCCGCGGACGUUCUCAGCGCUCGGUGUCCCCAGCAGCAGCAUGCCGGACACGGCAGCGACAGCGGCGCCCACCGCUGCAUCCUCCAGCAGCGGUGCCGAGAGCAGCGAGGGCUCCCGGCACCGACACCGACCGCAAGGAGAAGCGGAGAAGACGGAGCCCACCGCUACCCUGCAGCAAACCUCGUCCGGGGUCCUGGACAAACUGUUUGGAAAGCGGCUUCUGCAGGCUGGACGGCACAUCAUGUCUCACAAGUCUUGGAUGAAGACAGUCCCGACAGAAAACUGUGACGUCCUCAUGACUUUUCCAGACUCCACAGAUGACCAUACGUUACUAUGGUUACUGAAUCACAUCCGGUUGGGUAUUCCAGAACUUAUCAUCCAGAUACGACAUCACAAACAAACACGAGUCUACGCCUUCUUUGUGACUGCAACGUACGAGAACUUGUUGCGCGGCGCGGAGGAAAUGGGCUUACGCAAAGCUGUGAAACCAGAGUUUGGCGGUGGCACUCGCAGCUUCUCCUGUGAGGAGGACUACAUCUAUGAGAACAUCGAGAGUGAACUGUGCUUCUUCACAUCGCAGGAGCGUCAGAGCAUCAUUAAGUAUUGGCUGGACAAUUUGAGAGCCAAGCAGGGAGAGACGCUUCAUAACAUCAACUUCCUUGAGGGACAGCCAAUCAUUCCUGAGCUGAAGGCCAGGGGAGUAAUUCAGCAGGUCUUCCCUCUCCAUGAACAGAGGAUCCUCAGUCAACUGAUGAAGUCCUGGGUUCAGGCUGUGUGUGAGAAACAGCCCCUUGAUGACAUCUGUGACUACUUUGGCGUGAAGAUCGCGAUGUACUUCGCAUGGCUGGGCUUCUACACCACCUCCAUGCUGUAUCCUGCUGUAAUCGGCUUUGUGCUGUGGAUGCUCACUGAGUCUGACCAGACAAGCCGGGACAUCUGCUGUGUGGUGUUUGCCCUCUUCAACGUAGUCUGGGCCACCUUAUUCCUGGAGAGGUGGAAACGCAGGGGGGCUGAGCUGGCCUACAAGUGGGGGACACUAGAUACCCCUGCAGAGUCGCUAGAAGAGCCCCGACCACAGUUUAGGGGCGUGAAGCGCUGCAGCCCAGUCACGGGCUGUGAAGAGUUCUACUACCCUCCAUGGAAGAGGAGGGUGUUCCGCUGGCUUGUCAGCCUGCCCAUCUGCAUUCUAUGCCUUUCUUUUGUCUUCCUGGCCAUGCUCAUCUGCUUCGAGCUGCAGGAGUUUGUGAUGGGGAUCAAAGAGCUGCCCCGCGUGGCCCGCUUCAUCCCCAAGAUCAUGCUGGCCAUCACUGUGACUGCUUGCGACGAAGUGUACAGGAAGAUCGCCUGCUGGCUCAACGACAUGGAAAACUACAGACUCCAGAGUGCCUAUGAGAAAAAUCUCAUCAUUAAAAUGGUUCUUUUUCAGUUUGUAAAUUCUUAUCUUAGCCUUUUUUACAUCGGAUUCUACCUCAAAGACAUGGAGCGUCUUAAAGAGAUGCUAGCUACUCUGCUCAUCAUCCGUCAGUUCCUACAGAACGUGAAGGAGGUUCUUCAGCCUUACCUAUAUGAGCGCCACAAGCUGGGUGACCUGACGUUUAGGGCCGUAUGGAACCUCCUCCUGUCUGCGCUACUGAAGUAUGGACGCCUGGCUGCAGGAAAAGCCCAGGUGUCUCCCACAGAACAAGCCAUGCCAGGCCCAGGCCUGAGAGGAACACGGCCUGGAGUCGGGCAGCCAGAACGCAGAGAGAAGAAGUGUCUUAAUGGUGGCUGUGGUGUACCAGAGGAGGAGGAGCAGGAGGACAGCGGGAAGCACAGUGAGGAGGAGAAUGAGGAGGAGAGCCUCAUCGACUGUGGGCUCAAGCUGAGGAAAGUUAGCUUUAUUGAGAAGGUGGAACGUAAGCCUGGGGCUGUGCUCACUCAAACAGAGGACAACUUCUUGGAAGAAGGGAGCCCUACCAUGGUGGAGAAAGGCAUGGACCCCUCCUCCAUAUUCGAAAUGUGUGAUGACGAUGAAGACAACGGGAUUCUUGAGCCAAAGGACAUCUCUGGAGAGACUUUGGCUGCGCCACUCCCAGCCAGCCCGGAGAGCACCAUUUCCUUACGCCACCGGAGGAGGGGCCGCAGUCUAGAGAGGGAGGACAGCAAGACAAAGAGGGAUUCCUGGAUAGACCCCCCUGAAGACAAUGAACCCAUUACACUCACUCAGGCUGAAAUUGAGAGCUGCAUGCAGAAAUAUGAGGACACCUUCCAGGACUACCAGGAGAUGUUCAUCCAGUUUGGUUACGUGGUGCUCUUUUCCUCUGCCUUCCCGCUAGCCGCCAUGUGUGCCCUCAUCAACAACAUUAUCGAGAUCCGCAGCGACGCCUUCAAGCUCUGCACUGGCCUUCAGAGACCCUUUGGCCAAAGGGUACAGAGCAUUGGGCAGUGGCAGACGGUUAUGGAGGCCAUGGGCUUGAUAGCCAUCAUUGUCAACUGCUACCUGAUUGGCCAGUGUGGCCAGCUGCAGCGUCUCUUCCCUUGGCUCAGCCCUGAAAUGGCCAUCAUCUCUAUAGUCAUUCUAGAGCACUUUGCCAUCCUCCUGAAAUACAUCAUCCAUGUGGCAAUCCCAGACAUCCCCAGCUGGGUUGCAGAUGAGAUGGCAAAACUUGAGUACCAACGCAGGGAAGCCUUCAAGAAGCACGAGCGCCAGGCCCAGCAGCACUACCAGCAACAGCAGCGGAGGAAGCGGGAGGAGGAGGAGCGCCAGAGGCAGGCGGAGUAUCAGGCCCGGCGGGAACGCGAACGCGAUGAGGGGAAGCCAGAUUCUGGGGGAGGAGGGGACCAUCACCACGACAAGAGUCACGGGGGCAAGGUGCGCUCCGCAGGGGGUGGAGGGGCCAGCAGCGCCAUUGGGGACAAACCCAAGAGACCAAGCUCACUGCUUGCCAACAACAAUGUGAUGAAACUCAAGCAGAUCAUACCGCUGCAGAGCAAGUUUUCCUCUGGAACAGCACGGUCCCCACAGUCACCCACUGGGAGUGAGCCCAAACUCCCAGGAUUCCUCAGCUUCAAGUUUCUCAAGUCACCUGAGAACAAAAAGGAGGCAGCAGCAGCCGCAGCGGCUGCCUCCACUGCGGCUGCUGCCAGCCAGGAAAAGUCCCAGUCUCCCAGCAAAUCUUUCAACCCUGGGAAACUCUUUAACUUUGGCAAAUCUGAAGGGGGCAUCUGUUUAAAUGGUGCUCAGCAGACCAAGUCUGGAGACACCUUGCAAGCCCCAGACAAGCAGCCCACCAGGUCAGACCUGAAUGGAGUGCCUGAUGAAAUACCCUCCCCUGGAGGUGAAGGGGGAGAAAACGGACACUCGAUCGACUCUGAGCCUCCUGGCCCCAAGAUCUAAUUUUUCUCAUCGCAACCAGGAACUCUCAACACAAAAUAAGGCUACGACCAAGAAAGCGUAACAAGCCUCAUGUACAUCUUUUUCAAAGCAAUGUUGAUGAGGCCUGGAAGCUGUUAAAAACUUGAAGACCUGGUUUGUGACCGAACACAAACUGGCACACCAGAGAGAAUUAGACUCAUUUCCUAUCCCACCUCACAAUCCCCUUUCUGCAAUACAUACAGGAAUGCAUGAGCUGCGUUUCUUAUCCUUUUCUAGCCUUUUCCAAAAAGGGAACUCGCAGUAUCUUUUGAUUUACUCUAUAGUCUGAAAAUUGUAAGUGUUUCUCAGUGGCCUGCCACUGAUAUUCACGUGUUUAUUGGAAAGAAAUCUGUUUUGAACAGCUCAGACGUUGUCAAAAUGAUACACAGAACUUUCUGAAUCACCUCAAAUGACCGUCAGAUAUUUCUACCAUGGUAUUAAAUCUCCAUAAAUACAAACUGUGAA